UGUUUCCUCAACCCUCCCCCUGGCAUGGCUGGGCUGGCUGUUACGUGGUUGGGUGUGCGGCGGCUACAUUUGAGCCUUGUGGGCCGGGCCGGCGGCGCGUGGCGAAUCCAGCAGGGCCUGGCCCCCGGCUCCUCUGGCUAUGGGCCCCUCACCGAGUUGCCGGACUGGUCCUAUGCAGAUGGUAGAGCUGCUCCCCCGAUGAAAGGCCAACUCCGACGAAAGGCACAAAGGGAAAAGUUUGCAAGGCGAGUCGUGCUGCUGUCCCAAGAAAUGGAUGCAGGAAUGAAGACGUGGGAGCAGAAGCAGCGGGAAAAACUGCAGGAGGAAGAAAAGAAACAGCAAAAUCUGCUCAAGCCCAAAGGGGCUUCAAUGAAGGGCACAUGAAUCAAUAAAGCAAACCCCCUCCUCCAGCC
This is a messenger RNA of Trichosurus vulpecula (common brushtail), 413 nucleotides long. It is a transcript of the gene MRPL52, whose product is annotated as mitochondrial ribosomal protein L52. The transcript is spliced from 5 exons. Gene Ontology annotation, molecular function: structural constituent of ribosome. Gene Ontology annotation, cellular component: mitochondrial large ribosomal subunit. Bases 25 to 384 code for a protein of 119 amino acids. The record is from RefSeq and is a predicted model, not a curated record. Gene Ontology annotation, biological process: mitochondrial translation. NCBI's taxonomy places the organism in Eukaryota, Metazoa, Chordata, Mammalia, Diprotodontia, Phalangeridae.